This is a messenger RNA of Pochonia chlamydosporia 170, 1977 nucleotides long. RefSeq names its product maltose permease. The record is from RefSeq and is a predicted model, not a curated record. Gene Ontology annotation, molecular function: carbohydrate:proton symporter activity. Gene Ontology annotation, cellular component: membrane. The transcript has 2 exons. Gene Ontology annotation, biological process: carbohydrate transport; transmembrane transport. Bases 1 to 1977 code for a protein of 658 amino acids. Lineage: Eukaryota; Fungi; Ascomycota; Sordariomycetes; Hypocreales; Clavicipitaceae.
AUGCUGUCACGGGGUUCAUAUGGAGAAAGCUCACCGUCCUCCAAUGAAACUAGCCAGGUAGGGGCAAUUCCCAGUACCGGGUUCGGCAUUGGACGUGGAAAAUCUGGCGAUGAAACUUGCACCGAAGAAGGUUUUGAGAUGUCUGUACCGUCAGUACAUGAUAUACGGACAUGCGUUGCUACGCAGGACAGGACUAUCGAAGCAUUAUGGCUUCCGCACACAUUUUCCCUCUCUGACGACCAUCCAAGGAGAGCACGGCGAGGUUUUCUCACUGAAAAAGACAUGGUUUUCCUCACGUGCUGUCGCCAAUAUCCGAAGGCUAUUCUCUGGUCGCUUCUCCUAUUUCUCACAGUUGUUAUGGAAGGAUAUGAUAAGUCACUUAUUACAGGAUUUUUUGCUUUCCCAGCGUUUCAGCGAAAAUAUGGAGAGCACACCUCAGCUUCAGGGACAUCACUUAGGGAUACGGGGUAUGAGAUACCACUAAAGUGGCAAAUAGCACUGCAAAAUGCGGCAGUGGUAUGCGAGAUUGUCGGACUUUUUGCCCACGGGUACAUUACAUACAUUAUCGGAUACCGAAAAGUCAUGAUGGGAAGCCUUCUGUGGCUAUGUAUAUCUGUUUUCCCAGCUGUUUUUGCAGACAGCACAACUACCUUGCUAGUCUCGCAAGCUCUAUCAGGUAUGACACACCGUCGCCCCUGUUACCCGUUAAGUCCCUGCCAAUACAACUUGGUGAGUUUGCUUUGCUACCAGCACAGUCUUAACACAGAGUCACAAAUAGGAGUACCAUGGGGUGUCAUUCAAACAUUAGCAGCUACUUAUGCGGCCGAAGUCGUGCCAUCAGGUUUGCGGCCCUACGUUCUGAGUAAUAUCAAUAUGUGUUGGGUUGCUGGACAGCUUCUGGGAACUGGCAUCCUCCGUGCUUUGGUACAUAACACGUCAGAAUGGUCCUAUCGCCUCCCGUUUGCCUUGCAAUGGGCAUGGGCGGUUCCCCUCCUAAUUGGCAUUUACUUCGCGCCGGAAAGUCCCUGUAAGGAACUCUUCACUGUCAUUCCGUCACUCACAGGGUGGUACAUUCGACAUGAAAGACCAGCGGAAGCCCGUCACGCGCUUCGCCGGCUAUGCAACCAAUCCGAUCUACAUAUCGACGACAGCGUAGCUCUAAUGGAACACAUAAAUGGUGUUGAAAAAAGGAUGAAUUACGGAGGCGCAACAUAUACAGAUUUGUUCAAAGGAGUCAACCGCCGUAGGACCGAAAUAUCUUGCAUGGUCUGGAUGUGUCAGGCGCUUGGAGCAAACGUGUUGACUGGCUACGCUGCAUACUUUUUUGAACAGGCUGGGUUGGAUGCUUCGAACGCUUUUAAUCUCUCCACAGGAAUGUAUGCUAUGGCCUUCGUUGCCGGUAUGGUCUCAUGGGCUCUUCUGUUCAAGGUUGGUCGCCGGACACUGUACAUGUUUGGAAUAGCCUCUGCAUUGUUGUUGCUUGCCAGUGGCGGCAUCGUGUCAGCAGUGAGUCCUAGGACUGUUGGUGAGGAAUGGGCUUUGGGUGCCUUGAUCAUCCUCGCAACCUUUACCUAUGACCUUACCAUUGGACCAGUCUGUUACGUCGUCGUAGCCGAGCUUCCUUCUACUCGCCUUCGGGUCAAGACAGUUGCCUUGGCUAGGAUAUCGUACAACAUUAUUUCGAUUAUCAAUAAUGCCCUCGUACCCAAAUUGCUCAAUCCGACGGCUUUGGACCUUGAGGGCAAGGUGUGCUUCGUGUACGCCGGCACGUCCCUGUUUUGUUUACUGUGGUGUUAUUUUCGACUUCCAGAGACCAAGGGACUGUCAUACCUGGAAUUGGAUAUCCUGUUUGAAAAGAAAGCACCUGCGGUCAAGUUUGGGCAGGUUCAGAACAGGCUAGCGCAAUCAGCCUACAUGACGGCAUCCAACGCGGAGCGGCUCACGGAUUCAUGGCAUGGAUGGUUAGCCUACUCUUGA